Peronospora matthiolae is the source of this 414-nucleotide messenger RNA. The record is from the annotation of a GenBank genome assembly. NCBI's taxonomy places the organism in Eukaryota, Oomycota, Peronosporomycetes, Peronosporales, Peronosporaceae.
AUGACGCAGGCCUCAAUCAGCAAGAUCAUCAGCAAGAGGAAGGAGCUUGAAGCAAUGAGUCCAUCAGAGCUCUCUGCUAAGCGUCCCCGCUCAGUUCAACAUCCUGCCUUGGAAGAAGCAGUGGCCCUCUGGAUUUUGCAGUGCCAGCAUCGUGGAGUUGCCCUCACCAGAGACCUGAUCCGUGCCAAAGCUGCAAGCUUUGCGACGUCCAUGGAUAUUCCGGAUGGAUCAAUCAAGUUUACCCAUGGGUGGAUCUACAAAUUCCGUCAGCGCCACAAGCUAAGGGCCGUCCGUAUCCAUGGCGAGAGCGGUUCAGCCGAUGUGGCUGGACUUGAAGCAGCUCUACCAGAGUUGCAAGCAGCCGUCGCCAAGUUUGCUUCCCGUGAUGUGUACAACAUGGACGAAACUGGUUAG